Messenger RNA from Brienomyrus brachyistius, 1869 nucleotides. It is a transcript of the gene mpzl2b, whose product is annotated as myelin protein zero-like 2b. Bases 156 to 908 code for a protein of 250 amino acids. NCBI's taxonomy places the organism in Eukaryota, Metazoa, Chordata, Actinopteri, Osteoglossiformes, Mormyridae. The transcript has 5 exons. Gene Ontology annotation, cellular component: membrane. Gene Ontology annotation, biological process: cell-cell adhesion. The record is from RefSeq and is a predicted model, not a curated record.
CAGUGCGGUACGCGGGAGGGCGUUGACACGCAGGAUCAGGCACGAUCUAGAUCUCGUUAGUCAUAGUAAGCGUUUCUUUUGGCCAGGUCACGCUACGGAUUAAAAAUAAGCAAAGAAAGACAUUGGAAAAGUAUUACAACUGGGCAAAUUUAAUAAUGCUGAAGAGAUACGGCGAACCGGUGCACGGAUCUCAUCUCCAGCUGCUUGUCCUGAUUGGACUAGUGGCGUCAGGUGUGCCGUGGGUCAGUGGGAUAACAGCCUACACCUCGAGUGAGCUGGAGGCUGUCAAUGGGACCAGCACCAGACUGAAAUGUACCUUCCAGACUUCGGAGCCCGUCAGCUCAUCCAGUGUGACUGUCUCCUGGACUUUCCGACCGCAGGAUCAAGGUCAGGAAGAAUCGGUGCUGUAUUACCGCGAAAAGGCCUAUCCGGUCGACUCUGGCCGCUUCCACAAGCAGGUGGAGUGGGCUGGAGACAUCAUGCGAAAGGACGCCUCCAUCACACUGCGCGACGUAAAAUUCAGCUAUAACGGCACGUUCACCUGCCGGGUGACGAAUCCCCCGGACGUGCACGGCCGUGCGGGAGAACUGCGCCUCCGCGUGGUUACUUCAGCCUCCGUUUCCGAGAUCGCAAUACUGGCUGCAGCCAUCGGGGGUGGCAUUCUGCUCAUGCUGAUCAUCCUCAUCGCUGUUGUCGCGAUCAAACAUUACCAGAGGAAACACGAAGACAUAGAAGAUCACUGUGCCAGUGAGAAGGGCUCCACCAUGUGUCAACCAGAGGAGGACACACACCUGCAUGUGAUGGAGGAGAAGGCUCAUUUUGAAAGGCCUGAGAGCCGAGCUUCGCCGCCCAGCAUGAAAGACGAGGGGGAGAAGCUCUGUGACAACAGCGUGGUGGUGCUAGAGUGAAGCAUUCCGAAGCUGGAUGUGGCUGCCAUGCUCUUGGCCCGGAACGGAAUGUUCCGGACUUGCACUUUAAAACGCAGUGAUGCGCCAGUGUACCGGCUGGCUGUAACUACUAAGAUUACCCCUAAUAGUAUUGCUGUGCUGCAGAAUUACGAUGGAUGAACUUCACUUACAGCUUUUACCUGUGAACGAAAAAUGGUAAGAGAAAAAUGGCAAAAACAAAAAUUCUACACGUUUUUUUAGAUUUUUUUUUAUUUUUUAUUGAUUGCUGUGUAUGGAAGGCAAAUCUGUGUUUUGCGGAAACCUGGAAUUCCUCACGUUGUGUACAAAGUAGUCGUCGUGUCUCUCGGAACAAGUCCGUGCAGCAUUCCCAAGAACUGUGUGGGAGUAUUUUUGUGUGAGAGAGGUCCCUGCAAUGCCACGCCUUACCAUGCCAGUGCUGGACACUGAAGAUGUGGGUUUUUCCAGCAAAAGAAUAAUCCAUCUUACCCAAGACAUUUUUUUUAUUUCAGUUUCAUGUUGUGAACCUUAGAAAGUAAAUGUGCUCUGCAGUUAUCACAGUGCACAUAUACCCAUGAUUUUACCAUGUCAGAAUAUAUUCCUUAACAAAUGGAGGACAUGACAGCCAGACCUGAAACCCAAGAAGCGGCCAGAGGUCUCACGUCCGUGAACUUCCUCAAACCCUCUUGAGAUUAACAUUUCCUCAUCUGACCUAUUCACUGAGCUACUUGUUUUUACUAUUCGGUAGUUCUUGGAGUAGCUAAAGGUGGUUGUAAUUUUGAGAAAACCACUAAACAAAUAUCUUGCUAACAAUCUUAUUGGAAAAACUUGAUUAUGGUUCUGUUUGUAUACAUUAUACCUGGUAUAUUUUGAAAAGCUUUUAUUUUUUUGUUUUUAAAUAUCGCUUCAUAGUUUUCCAUUUUUUCUUUUUUUAAAAAAUGAAUUAAAAAAAACUUUAAACAAA